UUAAAUUCUUGUGAUCCAACAAAUUUUUCAGACGACAUUCAGAAAGCUACCUUACACUCCAAUAAACUAGGACAAUUGUCACAAAAAUGAAUGUUGAUCAUCCUAAAUAUCUUCAUUCAGUCAAAACCAAAGAAGCUGCUGCUGCUGCUACUACUACUACUAUUGGUGUCGCAAGUUGUAAGGUGGGGAGAAGGCGGAGGUUGAUAUCUCGAGAAGCUUCUAAUUUAAGUAACUUCUCCGUGGAGGCCGGGGGUGGUGAGUAUCAUGCACAAGAACCCGCGGCUGUGCCCUUUGUGUGGGAAUCAAGUCCAGGUACACCCAAGCGCCAUAUUAUUAUGAGGUCUUCAAAUUGUGAUCAUGAAGUUGAUCACUUAUUUCCUCCCUUAACUCCCCCGCCUUCUUAUCAGUAUAAAGGUAACAAAUAUGCAACCACAAGAAUAAGGCCGGCUUUUACUUCUAGCAAGAAAAAGAAAGAAAAUGAUGCUAAUAGUAAUAAUAAUGUUAAUCUUAUUCAAUCAAUAUUUCCAAGAUUGUCUUUUACUAGAGAUCAUUCUCCAACAUUGUCAUCAUCCUCAUCGACCAAAUCAUCAUCACUGCCAUCAACUUCUUCAUCGUCAUCGCCGUCCUCACAAUCACGUUCCGUGGUGUCAACUCCUCCUCCUAUACAUAGGCAAAAGUUGUCAUUUGAGUACCCUAGUGCAGAAGUAGAGGAGGAGGAAGAGGAAAGAGUAGUGGGUAUACGUAGGAGUGGUUCGCCUGUUUCUACUUUGUGUUUUAGUCGUCUUUCUUGUUGCAAUGCCAAGUUCCGAGGUCUCUACUCGACUUGGUUCUAGCUUAGAUGAGCAAUCGCCAAUGCAUCACAUUGGCUACCAUAUAUAUAUAUUACAUUUUUUUGCGAAUUCCAACCAAUUAGUUUUGGUGAUUCCUAAUUAGAUCCGUAUUAUGUAAGCUUAGGAUCUAAUCGUUCUAAGAAAUACCCUAAAUGCAAAUAA
This is a messenger RNA of Chenopodium quinoa (quinoa), 992 nucleotides long. RefSeq lists its product as uncharacterized. NCBI's taxonomy places the organism in Eukaryota, Viridiplantae, Streptophyta, Magnoliopsida, Caryophyllales, Amaranthaceae. The record is from RefSeq and is a predicted model, not a curated record. Bases 87 to 833 code for a protein of 248 amino acids. The transcript has a single exon.